Messenger RNA from Pochonia chlamydosporia 170, 3537 nucleotides. RefSeq lists its product as hypothetical. The record is from RefSeq and is a predicted model, not a curated record. Lineage: Eukaryota; Fungi; Ascomycota; Sordariomycetes; Hypocreales; Clavicipitaceae. The coding region runs from base 1 to 3537 and encodes 1178 amino acids. The transcript has 2 exons.
AUGCUCCCAAAAGCUGCUCGCCUGUGGGCGCUGCUUUGUUUAGCAUUGGUUGUCCAACUUGCUGUUUCGCAGAGCUUUGCGGUAGUUAGGAGAGACGACAAAUCGGCACCUGCCACGACUCUCAUAUCCUCAUCACCAGCUCCAGCAGAGACCAACACUGCGGGCAAGGAUGGCGAUAAGACAGACACGAAAUCAACCGGUAGCAAACCAAGCGCAACAGACUCGACUGGCACCAUCACUGGUGCACCAUCAUCGACCCAUGGCACCACAGGCUCCCCUCUGCCUACCAUUGUCACAGACGGGCCCUUGGAUAAUUCCACAUUCUUUAACACAACAAUUCCCGUCGGCCAGUUGCCAUUACCGCCUCAACUCACUCCCGGAUGGGGAGUCGCAGGAGUCAUAAUGCUCGUGACUGGAGUUAUUUACACCCUGGUUGGCAUAAAGAACAGAUGGAUUCACACCUUCUUUUCAACCGCCUACAUGACAGCCCUCGGUGUGUCGGUUUUGAUCGUAUACGUUAUGAAUGUCCCCAUUAGCAAUGCGUUGCAAGGCGGGUACGUUGUGGCUGUAGUCAUGUCAGGUUGCGCUGUUGGCGCUGCCGCAAUGUUCUUCAAAGAACUUACUGAAGGGUUUGGAUGCGCCCUCGGUGGAUUCUGCAUUAGCAUGUGGCUUCUCUGUUUAGUUCCUGGCGGGCUCUUACACUCAGUGCCAUCGAAAGCCAUAUUCAUCGCGAGCUUUACCAUUGUUGGGUUUGCCUUUUAUUUCAGCAGGUGGACGCGCGACUGGGCUCUUAUUGGCCUCAUUUCAUUCGGAGGUGCCACAAUCACCAUACUGGGUAUCGAUUGCUUCAGUCGUGCUGGCCUCAAAGAAUUCUGGGCAUAUGUAUGGGAUAUCAACGACAACCUAUUCCCCCUUGGGGCUGAUACCUACCCUGUGACCAAAGGCAUUCGAGUCGAAACAGCUGCUAUUAUAAUCAUAUUCUUGGUUGGUAUCAUUUCCCAAAUUAAACUGUGGAGAAUCGUCCGCGAGAAAAGAGAAAAAAGGGCUGCUGAACGUGCAGAGGACCAGCGAAAUUUGGAGCAAGAGGAAGAAAACGUCGGUCGCCAAAUCGAGGAGGCAAACAGCCGGGAACGCCGUCAAUGGGAGCGUGUAUAUGGAGAUGGUACUGGCGACAGUAUCACCGAGUCUCGUGUUACCGAUUUUGGAGACGCCGGAAGCGAGAAAAGGCUUCGGACUAGCUAUGUUGGAUCAAAACGGCGGACUUCAGCCGAGGUCAUUGAAAUGGCUGACAUGUCGGAGUCGGAUCAAUCAAGAAUUGGACCAGAUGCGCUGAUGGCCACCGAAGACAAUGAAGAGGGAAAAGUCACCGUUCGCGUCGCCGCCGAUGAUGUUCCCGAGUCAACUACCGAUGUUGAGGACGAGCACUUGGACGAAAAGGCGGCUUCAAGGCUCGAGGCAACUAUUCCUUCAGAAAACCAAAGACACUCGAAAGGUACUACCGCUAGCAAGCGCGUAUCCCAGGCUCAGACUGUCACGGAAGCUCCAGAAGUGAUUCCCUUGCCAUUUUCUGUUCCCGAAGGCGUCGACGUUAAAUCAGAGGGAGACAGAUCGUCGAUCGCCACCUUUGCGGAUGAUGCUGAUGCGUCGCUGGAGGCGCCUCGGAAGCAUAAGUCUCUUGCCAAGAGACUAUCUCAGGGAUCUGUUUCACUCCUUCGAAGCUUCUCCCAAAGAUCUGGUCGUACUGGAGGCGGAGGAGGGGACGGAACACCUGACGGCGGUGAGAGUACUGAAGAUCUGGUUUUGGGUAGGGUCCGUAGACCUGAGGAUGAUGAAAGGUCAUUAGCAGCUACUGUUGAUGAUGAGAGCGUUAGUGGAGGAGAUGUGCAUUCCGUAACUGGUGAUGACGGAUUGCACAAUCUCGCUGAGGAUGAGGGAACAACGAGGCGAAGCAUCGAGAUCAAUGCCCAGCUUGGCAAGCAAGAUGAUACGGCAAAACACAGUGUCGCCAAGAUGAAGCCCCAAACUAACUCUCGCCCAGCAGCAGUAGCCCCAGGACCACAAGUCGCUACUGAGAAGACAACGAAAGAGGACAUCUCGACUCGAGCUGCAUCUCCCCAGUUAGAAGAGGAAGUCGCAGAGCAGGGCGGUGCGACAUCUGCCAAUUUGAAUAUCCCCGAGGCUUCGGAACGAGCCAAGUCAAUUGCAACAGUUUCUUCCACACCAGCGAGCUUGACCAAAGAUCGUCUACCACGCUCUCUUUCAAAGGUUGCAAUGUCCUACAGAACCAAUGAAUGGGCAAAGCAUCUGAGUAACGCAGAGUGCCCUGAUCCAGACGAACUCCACGUGGCUUCCGCCAGAGCGACCAAAAAAUCCAAAGGUAAUGGAGAGAAAGCUGCUCCCGUCAAUGUGGACGAGUUGCAAAAGACAGCUGAGGAUGGAGCACCUGCACCUGCAGUCAGACGGUCGAUUUCUCAAGCUUCAGAGCUGGGAAAUAAGGCUCCAGUACCCAGACGUUCGUCAAAACAAGACUUGCCGCCAGCGACGAUUUCGAGUAUCGUCAUCCCAAAGUCUCCUUCAAUACCUGACGUGCCUGCUGAGCAGCGGGUGCCUUUGUCGCCUACAGCACCUGCUGCAGCACCACUAAGAAAGACUUCGUCCGGACUCCGUCAUUCGUCAUCUAAUUUCAUGCCUAUUGCUGAGGAGAACCCUGCUCGGCCUGCGGACGCUCCAAUUGCUGAAGAGGACACAUUUGAACAGCAACAAUUUGCCUCAAACAACUCAUCCGCCAUUGCGCUCGACACGCCCUCGGUGCCAGCAUCCAGCCGGUCUCCUAUUGCGGGCGUCGUUUCAUACUCGAGUCCCCAAACUCUAAUCGGGCAGCGUGAAAUGUUUCUUCGCAACAAAUCCCAGGGCAGUCUCUUAUCGAAUACUCCAGAGCCGACAUUCGCAGCCCACGGGCCGGGUAGCGACGCUGGGUCACUCUAUAACUACCCAAUGUAUGCAGCUGCGCUCAGUGUGGCCGACCCUGAUGAUGUACCCUUGAGUCAACGAAAGGAGCUCAUGCGGCAUGGCAGUUUGAUGUCAUUGUCACACUCACCGUCCCAGUCUGCGAUGGACAUCAACCGACCCAUGUCUGGAUUUGCAAGCUCUGAGAAUAUCGCUUUUAACUCUCACCAGCCCAAGAGGGUAUCUACACUUCCCACACCUGCUGCGCGAGAGAGCCAGUUAGCGAACUUUCGACAGUCGGUACAGCAUGAGCUUCGUUCUGGAACCCCAAUUAUCAUGUCUUCAGGACGCGAAACCCCCUUCGGACCAUCGACCUUGCUAGGUGGCGGACGCGAGGCAGAAGUGCAGCGCAAUAUUGAAAUGCAGCGUAACGUCUUGAUGGGACAGAAAGAAGCCGAAGCACAACGCAAAGAAAUGCAAAGACGUGAGAGAGAAUACGCAGACCGUGCUUUCGACGAGCGGAUGCGAAAUGGCGAGAUGCUGGAUGCUCACCGAGAGGCCAUGCGUAAAAUGCAGAAGGGAGCUCGUUAG